Molecule: messenger RNA, 1730 nt
Organism: Ricinus communis (castor bean)
Lineage: Eukaryota; Viridiplantae; Streptophyta; Magnoliopsida; Malpighiales; Euphorbiaceae
Product: transcription elongation factor TFIIS
Exons: 3
Coding region: 242-1270 (342 amino acids)
Biological process (GO): DNA-templated transcription; transcription elongation by RNA polymerase II
Cellular component (GO): nucleus
Molecular function (GO): zinc ion binding; nucleic acid binding
Source: RefSeq, a predicted model, not a curated record
UUCUACAUUAUCUCCUCCACGUAUCCGUUGUUUUGUGUAUCACUAAAUAAAAGUAAAAAUAAAAAUAAAAUCAGGGCAACGGACAGCAGAAACACAUCUCUUUACAAAGACAAAAUCAAAGCUCGCCGAGAAACGGAGACAGGCACACCCACCAUCUCUCUACUUCCUACCGGUCAACACAAUCCAAACUCUUCACCAAAUCGCUCUGGAUAUUACGCUCAUUUAGGAUCUGAAGUUUUUAAUGGAGAGAGAGUUGGUGGAGUUGUUCGAAGCCGCUAAAAAAGCCGCCGAUGCCGCCGCGAGUGAUGGUGUUUCAUCUAAUGGACCGGAGGUCGUAAGGUGUGUCGAUGCUUUGAAGCAGCUUAAGAUCUUUCCUAUAAGUUACGAUAUUUUGGUUUCUUCUCAGGUUGGGAAACGGCUUCGACCUCUCACAAAGCAUCCCAGGGAGAAGAUCCAAACUGUGGCCUCUGACUUGUUAGAGAUGUGGAAAAAGAUUGUUAUUGAUGAGACCACUAGGAAGAAAAAUGGCACUGUUGAUAAUAAAAGUUCAGUGAAAGCUGAGGUUUCAAAGGUAGAGACUAUUAAAGUUGAGAAGGUUCAAAAAGCAAGCACCGUAAAGGUUGAAAAGAUCGACCGGGAAAGGACUGUCAAGGUGGAAAAGAAAUCUGAGGAGAAACAACAAGCCAUCGAUGUAAAAAAACCAUCACAAGCCUCUGUUACUCCACCAAAGCUCACUGCAAUUGUGAAAUGUAAUGAUGCUUUACGUGACAAAAUUCGCGAACUUCUUGUGGAGGCCUUGUCCAAAGUUGUUAGUGAGGCUAAUGAAGAUGGCAGGGAUGAAAUAAGUAAAUGCGAUCCAAUCCGAGUUGCUGUAUCAGUAGAAUCUGCAAUGUUCGAAAAGAUGGGUCGGUCAAAUGGAGCCCAGAAGUUCAAGUACAGAUCCAUAAUGUUCAAUCUCAAGGACCCAAAUAAUCCUGAUUUGAGGAGAAAAGUUCUUCUUGGAGAGGUGAAACCAGAGAGGCUCAUCUCUAUGACCCCUGAAGAAAUGGCAAGCAAAGAAAGACAAGAGGAAAUUAAUCAAAUUAAAGAGAAAGCAUUGUUUGAUUGCGAGCGAGGUGGUCCUGCAAAAGCCACAACAGAUCAGUUCAAGUGCAGUCGUUGUGGUCAGCGUAAAUGCACAUACUAUCAGAUGCAGACUAGGAGUGCAGAUGAACCUAUGACAACUUAUGUGACGUGUGUAAACUGCAACAAGCAUUGGAAAUUCUGCUAGUGUGGGCGUAGGUAGGACUGCUAUUCUGUGGAACAAAUAUGAAGCUGGUUCUAUGUGCUAAGAUCCGCCUCAUUUAUAGAAAAAUCAAUAUCAUCCGAAUUUUGUUAGAUGUCUGGGAACAAAAAGAAAACUUCCAUUCUUACCAAUUGGACGUAAGGGUAUCUGCUUUAAGGUGUAUCCAGGCUUCUGGCAAUGUCUUCUAAUGUAGGAACAUUCUGGUCAGCUAAUUGUGUUGUUUUUUAUUUGUAUUUUUUUUGUGUUUUACACAAUUUCUUCUUAGCUUCUCUAUAUGGCAUACUGAAUGUAUUCUGUGAAGACUCUGACGGGCCAUAAUUCUGAAAUUAGUUUAGAAUAGGCAGGGUAGAGAGACAGGGGAUGAUUCUUGCAACUUCAUUUCCUUGAAAUGCUUAUGUGCUGAAUUCAUUUCCUUGAAAUGCUUAUGUGCUGAAUAGUUUGAUAA